This is a messenger RNA of Clupea harengus (Atlantic herring), 3033 nucleotides long. It is a transcript of the gene klc1a, whose product is annotated as kinesin light chain 1a. Bases 580 to 2580 code for a protein of 666 amino acids. Gene Ontology annotation, molecular function: kinesin binding. Gene Ontology annotation, biological process: microtubule-based movement. The transcript has 16 exons. Gene Ontology annotation, cellular component: cytoplasm; kinesin complex. The record is from RefSeq and is a predicted model, not a curated record. Lineage: Eukaryota; Metazoa; Chordata; Actinopteri; Clupeiformes; Clupeidae.
AGUCCGUCUGACGCAUUACUUCCCCUUUAAUCUUGGAAUGACAUCAUGAUUAAGGAAGAGGGGAUUGUGGGCCGCGACACAACCCAACGCCAUUUUCACGCAGGCAAGACCGGACAGAGACAGACGCGCCUGGUGCUGUCAGACCUGACAACAACAACUUCAGAAGAAACUCACUGCGUGUGCGCCCAGCCGUGACCAUGUAAAGCAAACGAAUGAUGUCCACGCCUAACCAGUCUGUUUCACAGUCUUGAAAAGCUACCUAGUUAGCUGUUUCGCUGUCAGCAGGUAACGUUAUCGGUAACUAGGUAACAUUAGCAACAGCUAAUUCCGUGACCAAGCUAGCUAGCUAUCAAUCCCAUACAAACCAUAGCAUUCGGCUCAAGUGCUUCCUUCCGGAGUCCGGAGGAUAGGAGGGCAUCAGCCAUUCUCGUUUAAGCCGGUUAGUCGGCAUAAAAUCAUCACGGGCACGACGCUGAGGUGGAACUUUGAGAUUUUCUGUACUGCGUGACGGGAGUCUGGAACCAAGCCGAGUAACGCGCCCUGUCAAAAAGUCGGGCAUCUGGAUGUCCUGCAGAACGGAUGCGUGAGGACAUGUCGAGUGCGGUGUGUGUGUCGGAGGGAGGGGUGGUGGUGUGUGUGGGCGACGGAGAGGCGCAGGAGGAGCGCGUGGCGCAGGAGGAGCUGGUGUGUCGCACGCGGGAGGUGGUGCAGGGGCUGGAGGCGCUGCGGGCGGAGCACCAGUCCAUCCUGGAGGGCCUCGUGGACACACACACACACACGCUCUCACACACGCUCACACACUCGCUCACACACUCGCUGGAGCGCCUCAAGCACUCGCCCGACGCCAGGGCCUCCCACGACAAGAGCACCUUCAUACACAAGUCCCUGGAGAUGCUGGAGCUGGGACUCAGUGAAGCACAGGUGAUGCUGGCGCUGUCGGGGCACCUGAGUGCGGUGGAGGCGGAGAAGCAGAAGCUGCGGGCGCAGGUGCGUCGGCUGUGCCAGGAGAACCAGUGGCUGCGGGACGAGCUGGCCAACACGCAGCAGAAGCUCCAGCGCAGCGAGCAGAGCGUGGCACAGCUGGACGAGGAGAAGAAACACCUGGAGUUCAUGAACCAGCUCAAGAAAUACGACCAGGACCUCAGCCCCACGGAUGACAAGGACUCGGACUCGGGCAGGGAGACUCUGGAUGACCUGUUUCCUGAUGACCAGGAUGAGCCUGGACCUGGCAUCCAGGCGCCCCACAGCAGUGCAGCAGCGGUGGCUGCCCAGCAGGGGGGGUAUGAGAUCCCUGCGCGGCUGCGGACGCUGCACAACCUGGUGAUCCAGUACGCCUCGCAGGGCCGCUACGAGGUGGCCGUGCCGCUGUGCAAGCAGGCGCUGGAGGACCUGGAGAAGACCUCCGGCCACGACCACCCCGACGUGGCCACCAUGCUCAACAUCCUGGCCCUCGUCUACAGGGACCAGAACAAGUACAAAGAGGCAGCCAACCUGCUGAACGACGCACUGGCCAUCAGAGAGAAGACACUGGGCAGGGACCACCCUGCGGUGGCGGCUACACUGAAUAACUUGGCUGUCCUCUAUGGGAAGAGAGGGAAGUAUAAGGAGGCGGAGCCUCUGUGCAAACGCGCCCUGGAGAUCAGAGAGAAGGUGCUGGGUAAAGACCACCCUGACGUGGCGAAGCAGUUGAACAACCUGGCGCUGCUGUGUCAGAACCAGGGCAAGUACGAUGAGGUGGAGUACUACUACCAGCGGGCCCUCGACAUCUACCAGAGCCGUCUGGGGCCCGACGACCCCAACGUGGCCAAGACCAAGAACAACCUGGCAUCAUGUUAUCUGAAGCAGGGCAAGUUUAAGCAGGCAGAGACUCUCUAUAAAGAGAUCCUGACCAGAGCGCACGAGAGAGAGUUCGGCUCCGUGGACGAUGAGAAUAAGCCCAUCUGGAUGCAUGCAGAGGAGAGAGAGGAGCAGAGUAAGUGGAAACAGAAAGAAGGAUCUCCCUUUGGGGAGUACGGAGGAUGGUACAAGGCCUGCAAGGUGGACAGCCCUACGGUGACGACCACGCUGAAGAACCUGGGCGCUCUGUACCGGCGGCAGGGCAAGUUUGAGGCGGCCGAGACCCUGGAGGAGGCGGCCACGCGCUCACGCAAGCAGGGUCUGGACUCGGCCCAUAAGCAGCGUGUGGCGGAGGUUCUGAGCGACCCGGAGGCCCGUGAGAAGCAGAGCAGUCGAGAGAGUCUGACCUCCGACACGGUGAAGUACGAGAGCGGCCCGGACGGGGGCGAGGAAGUGAGUAUGAGCGUCGAGUGGAACGGGGACGGCUCUGGCUCUCUGAAACGGAGCGGCUCCUUCAGUAAGCUCCGGGCCUCCAUACGGCGCAGCAGUGAGAAGCUCGUGCGCAAACUCAAGGGUGGGGGCAACCGUGACAACGAGCCCAAGAACCCCGGCAUGAAGAGGGCCAGCUCUCUGGGGGUUCUCAACGUCCCCGACAAACCUGUGGGAGAGGCUUUCAAAGAGCGAAAUCAUCGUCUGAGGAAGACUCGUGACCUGAGUGCCAGUCACACAGACCUGGCGCGCUGACGGACCGACCGACGCCUCUCUGGGGGUGGAGCCACCAGCUGCCCCGCCCCAUCUCUGACCUGAUGCCAUGCCCCGCCCCCUCCCCCAACACCACUGUGCUCCUCCUGUUAGAGGAAACCGUCACAGUGGCUUCCUGUCGACCAACCAGAACAGCACUGAAGACACACUGGUCUCAUGUGGACUGACUGUGACACACACACACACACACACACACACCCACAUGCGUAUACACACAUCUCACACCCCCGCUCCUGUCAACACGUUUACUGUCCCUCACUAUACCCUGUUCUGUCUCACACACACACACACACACACACACACCCACAUGCGUAUACACACAUCUCACACACAUGCGUAUACACACAUCCACACACACACACACACACACACACACCCACAUGCGUAUACACAAACCCCUAUGUACACAGCUGCUGCGCUUUUAAACACUUCUCA